Tachyglossus aculeatus (Australian echidna) is the source of this 4132-nucleotide messenger RNA. RefSeq names its product 5-oxoprolinase, ATP-hydrolysing (gene OPLAH). Lineage: Eukaryota; Metazoa; Chordata; Mammalia; Monotremata; Tachyglossidae. The transcript has 26 exons. Gene Ontology annotation, molecular function: 5-oxoprolinase (ATP-hydrolyzing) activity. Gene Ontology annotation, biological process: glutathione metabolic process. Gene Ontology annotation, cellular component: cytosol. Bases 43 to 4035 code for a protein of 1330 amino acids. The record is from RefSeq and is a predicted model, not a curated record.
CUUCCCAGGUAGCCGCGUCCAGCCCUCGUGUCUCUUAGCAUUAUGGAAUCCGUCAAGCGCUCACCAUGUGCCCGGCACCGUUCGAAGCGCCGGGCAUCUGUUCUCACGCAGUCCUUCGGGGAGCCCGGCCGCACCAUGACCGACCCGCUGUCCGACCUGGACCCAGCCGGCGACCCCGGCGACAAGUUCCAGUUUGCCAUCGACCGGGGCGGCACGUUCACGGACGUAUUUGCCCGCUGCCCCGGGGGCCGCAUCCGAGUGCUCAAGCUGCUGUCGGAGGAUCCCGCCAACUACCGGGACGCCCCCACCGAGGGCAUCCGCCGCAUCCUGGAGCAGGAGGAAGGCGUGGCGUUGCCCCGGGACCAACCCCUGGACACCAGGCGAAUCGGCUGGAUCCGUAUGGGCACCACGGUAGCCACCAACGCGUUACUGGAACGCAAGGGCGAGCGUCUGGCCUUGCUCAUCACCCGCGGCUUCCGGGACCUGUUGCAUAUUGGCUCCCAGGCUCGCCCUGACCUCUUUGACCUGGCAGUGGCCAUGCCGGAGGUCCUGUACGAGGAGGUGGUGGAGGUGGAGGAGAGGGUUGUGCUACACCACGGGGGCCAAGGAGGUGGCCCGCUCCUUACAGGAUCGACAGGAGACCUCCUGGAAGUGCAGCAGCCGGUGGACCUGUCCCAGCUCCGGGGCCAGCUCCAGGGACUGUUGGCCCGAGGAAUCCAUAGCCUAGCAGUGGUGCUUAUGCACUCCUACACGUGGGCAAGGCACGAGCAGCAGGUGGGCCAGCUGGCCCGGGAGCUGGGCUUCCAGCAGGUGUCUCUGUCAGCGGAGGUGAUGCCCAUGGUCCGGAUCUUGCCCCGAGGACUCACCGCCUGCGCCGACGCCUAUCUGACCCCCGCCAUCCACAGCUACGUGCGGGGCUUCCGAGAUGGCUUCUCCGGCCAGCUCCAGGACGUGCAGGUACUGUUCAUGCGCUCGGACGGGGGCCUGACCCCCAUGGCGUCCUUCAGCGGCUCUCGAGCCAUCCUCUCCGGGCCGGCCGGCGGCGUGGUGGGCUACGCGGUCACCACCUUCGAUUCGGAGCUGGGCCAGCCGGUCAUUGGCUUUGACAUGGGAGGCACGUCCACUGAUGUGAGCCGGUUUGCCGGUGAGUACGAACACGUGUUUGAGGCCAGUACAGCGGGGAUCAACAUCCAGGCCCCCCAGCUGGAUAUUAACACCGUCGCCGCAGGCGGAGGUUCCCGCCUCUUCUUCAGAUCCGGGCUGUUUGUGGUUGGUCCGGAAUCUGCUGGAGCCCACCCGGGUCCAGCCUGCUACCGGAAAGGGGGGCCCCUGACGGUGACCGACGCUAACCUGUGCCUGGGCCGUCUGCUGCCGCACUUCUUCCCUCGCAUCUUCGGACCGGGGGAGGACCAGCCCCUGUCCCGCGGGGCCGCCUUCCGGGCGCUGGAGCCGGUGGUGGCCGAAGUCAACGCCUUUCUGGCCCAGUCGCCGGGCCCGGCCGGUCCCAUGACCCCCGAGGAGGUGGCCAUGGGCUUUGUGCGCGUGGCCAACGAGGCCAUGUGCCGGCCCAUCCGUGCCCUCACCCAGGCCAAAGGUCAUGACACGUCGCGGCACAUCCUGGCGUGCUUCGGAGGGGCAGGGGGCCAGCACGCCUGCGCCAUUGCCCGCAACCUGGGCAUGAAGACCGUCUUUAUUCACAAGCACAGUGGGCUGCUGUCGGCCCUGGGCCUGGCCCUGGCCGACGUGGUGCACGAAGCCCAGGAGCCGUGCUCUCUGUCCUACGUGGCGGAAGUUUUCCCCCAGCUUGACGAGCGCAUCGCCCGCCUGGAGCAACAAUGCGUGGAGGCCCUGCAGGCCCAGGGCUUCUCCAGGGUCCAUAUCCACACAGAGGCGUUCCUGCACCUGCGCUACCAGGGCACCGAUUGUGCCCUCAUGUGCUCCGCUAAGGGUCACCCGCCCUCCCCCAGCUCUCCCCGGGCCGGGGACUUCCAGGCUGCGUUUACAAGCCGGUACCUGAAGGAAUUCGGUUUCACCAUCCCCGAGCGGCUGGUCGUCGUGGACAAUGUGCGUGUGAGGGGCAGAGGCAUCUCUGCUGUCGGCCCAGAGACCGCCCCCCGGUCCCGACCCUCCGGGCCCCCCCGUGUGGAGACGGUAACGCAGUGCUACUUCGAGGGGGGAUACCAGGAGACCCCGGUCUAUUUACUGGAAGAACUAGGCGGGGGACACGGGCUCUUGGGACCCUGCCUCAUCAUCGACAACAACAGCACGGUCCUGGUGGAGCCUGGCUGCCAGGUGGCAGUGACCGAGGGAGGGGAUCUGCGCAUCGCCGUGGGGACCAAAGCCCUGAGGUCAGUGGGCCCCGAGCUGGACCCCGUCCAGCUGUCCAUCUUCUCCCACCGCUUCAUGAGCAUUGCUGAGCAGAUGGGCCGCAUUCUGCAGCGCAUGGCUAUCUCCACCAACAUCAAGGAGCGGCUAGACUUCUCCUGCGCCCUGUUUGGACCCCAGGGUGGCCUGGUCUCCAAUGCCCCACACAUCCCCGUUCACCUGGGAGCCAUGCAGGAGACGGUUCAGUUCCAGAUCCGGCACCGGGGAGAUGACCUGAAACCCGGGGACGUCCUCCUGAGUAACCACCCCAGUGCCGGGGGCAGCCACCUGCCCGACCUCACGGUCAUCACGCCGGUGUUCUGGGCUGACCAGGCCCAGCCGGUGUUCUUUGUGGCCAGCCGGGGACACCACGCCGACAUUGGGGGCAUCACUCCAGGCUCCAUGCCCCCCCACUCCACCACCCUGCAGCAAGAAGGUGCUAUCUUCCUCUCCUUCAAACUGGUGCAGAACGGCAUCUUCCAGGAAGAGGCCGUGACCGAGGCGCUGAGGGCGCCUGGCCUCAUCCCGGGCUGCAGUGGGACCCGCAAUCUCCAUGACAACCUGUCGGACCUGCGGGCUCAGGUGGCAGCCAACCAGAAGGGGAUCCUCCUGGUGCAGGAGCUGAUAGACCAUUACGGGCUGGAGGUGGUACAAGCCUAUAUGGCCCAUAUUCAGGAGAACGCAGAGCUGGCUGUGCGGGAUAUGCUGCGGGCAUUUGGGGCCCGGCGGCAGAGGGACGGCCUGCCCCUGGAGCUGGACUCGGAGGAUUACAUGGAUGACGGCACCCCAAUCCGGUUGCGUGUGCAGUUGGACGUGGACCAGGGCAGCGCCGUGUUUGACUUCAGCGGCUCGGGGCCCGAGGUGUUUGGCAACUGCAACGCUCCCCGGGCCAUCACACUGUCGGCUCUCAUCUACUGUCUGCGCUGCAUGGUGGGCCAGGACAUCCCCCUGAACCAGGGCUGCCUGGCCCCAGUCCGCGUGGUCAUCCCCCCGGGCUCCAUCCUGGACCCGUCUCCCGGGGCAGCCGUGGUCGGGGGCAACGUGCUGACCUCCCAGCGGGUGGUGGACGUCAUCUUCCAGGCUUUCGGGGCCUGUGCAGCCUCGCAGGGCUGCAUGAACAACGUGACCUUUGGGAAUGAGCACGUGGGCUACUACGAGACGGUGGCAGGUGGGACGGGCGCGGGGCCCGGCUGGCACGGCCGCAGUGGGGUGCACAGUCACAUGACCAACACCCGCAUCACCGACCCCGAGAUCCUGGAGAGCCGGUACCCCGUGAUCCUACGCCGCUUUGAGCUGCGGGCAGGCUCCGGGGGCGGGGGCCGCUACCACGGCGGGGACGGCGUGGUGCGGGAGCUGCUUUUCCGGGAGGAGGUGCUGCUGUCCGUGUUGACUGAGCGACGUGCCUUCCGUCCCUACGGCCUGGAAGGAGGGAAGCCAGGGGCCCCUGGCCUGAACCUGCUGAUCCGACGGGACGGAAGGGCCAUCAACCUGGGGGGGAAGACUUCUGUCCAGGUGUUUCCAGGGGACGUCUUCUGUUUGCAGACCCCGGGUGGAGGGGGCUAUGGGGACCCGGCAGAGGUCACGGCGGUCCCUGCCCAGCCCUCCGAGCCCAGCCGCUUCCCCGAGCGCGGCAGCGUCUUUGAGUACCGGCGGGCUCAGGAGUCUGUGUGAAGAGGAGCCGGCGGUGCCCACCCCAAGCUCAGGCUCCGCCGACUAGCGCACGGCGCGUCCCUUGGCUGGGGAGACUGAGAUGGGGGCGGUGGGGUGU